UCCUCAGGGAUAAGCGUGUUUGUUUGUGCAGUCAGUCACUAAGGGCUUGUGAAGACAUUUUUGGGCAAACAUAACUGCAACCAUAAUAACAUUAAUAACAAUAACAAAAAGGUGAACGCAUCCUUUAUUGUGAACAUGGCAACAUUUUGCUUAGCAUCUUUUUUAAUCUUUCUAGCAAACUAAGAACUGUGGAAGCAGAGGUCAAGUUCAUCGGAGGAAACAAAAACGUGCUCCCAGUCUAUAAGCGAGAAGGCUCUGAAGAUCUUUUCUUUACUCGAGAUAAGAGUCGAGAAGCUCCUAUAACCCCAACAAUAAGCAGUCGUUCGUUGUAUUCAAGAUGAAGGUGACGAAGAACAGCCAUAAUAAAACAAAGGAAACAUUUGCCACGUGAGGUCGCGUUUACUUGCGCCGGGAUGUUUAAGAGAAAAGUGAUAACCUUGAAGGCGGUUGGCGGGAAUAGAAAUGCGAUUCCGCCCAAACUGCAUUCAUGUUUCCCCCGAUGGGUUUUUUACCCCGACUUAACAACUACCGGGGAAGAAUUUGUGUGUAAUCUGACGUCACUAAUGUCCGCUCACCCGGAUCCCUUCAACACAUAUCAACCCACGACAGUGCAGUGGUCCGACUUUAAAUUCGAUCUCGCCUCAGCUCCACACGAAAUCUCGCAUUGAGGCGCAGUCCGCGGAAAUCCACUCUAUGGAUAAGAUGCAGUACUUCUACUGAAAAUCUAAAGCGAUAAUCCAGUACACGAUUAGUGAGUCCAGUUUACAAAUCACUUAGGUUCAAAGUUUAGCUUUAUUUAGAAAACGUAUCAAUGAGGAUACUAAAAAAGAUCGUCUCCUCAGUCACUGUUGAGCCAGUGAUGCUGCUUGACAGUCUGGCUUUCGCCGGUAUGCAAGUGUACAUCGAAAGCCUCCAGAUGGAUCGCGUCUGCCAAGUGAACGCCGGAUAUUCAGAGGAGAUUUGUCUAAACCUGAAGGCGCACCACAAUGCCAGCGUGACGGUGCAACAGAAAUACAGCGUCUUUGCCCUCUAUAACGGCAUCAUCGGAGCAGUUCUGCCGCUCUUCUUCAUUUUGUUCAUGGGAGCCUGGAGUGAUAAGUACGGCAGGAAAGUGCCCUUGGCAGCGGUGCAAAUUGGUCACCUGCUCCACGCAGGAGGAUAUCUCUUGGCAUCUCUCGCGCCGUCAUGGCCAGUGGAAAUUUUCCUUUUAAUGACACUCAUAGAUACUUUAGGAGGCGGGAACGUGUGCUUCCUCACGGCAGCGAACUCCUACAUCGGUGAUGUGUCUUCGGAAAAGGAUCGCACGUCGAGAGUUGGCUUGGCCAAUAGUAUAUGGUUCAUCGGCGGCCCCGCAGGAACGUUAAUGGCGACGUUUAUUUACAGAUCGGGCGGUUACCUGCCUCUCUUUGCGACCUCCUUGGCCUGCUCCUUGGCGUCCGUGCUCUACAUCAUCAUAUUUCUCCCCGAAAGUCACGGACCGUUCGCUAAAAAAUCCAAAACCGAGACUGCUUGUCAAAAUGCCGUGUCAGUGAUGAAUGACAGUGUGGCGGCUGUUUAUGGCAUCGAGACGCCGGGGCCGAAGGACACUGGUUGCAAUAAAGAGGUCGACUUCGUAGUCAUGAUAAAGGACUUUUUCAGCCCCCAGCGGAUUCUUGACAGCUUUAAGUCAACGUUCAGAAAACGCGAGGGAAACACUCGAGGUUUAAUUCUGAUCCUUAUCGCCACCUGUCUUCUUAAACGAUUCACCAGAUCUCCAUAUGUGUUCGCCUUCACGCGCCACGUCCUCGGGUGGGAAGCGUCUGACUACAGCCUCUGGGUCACCUACAAGAAUCUCAUGACAAGCACAGGAUCGAUGAUGGCUGUGCCAGUCCUCAGCGGAUGGUUGAGGAUCUCGGACAACAGCCUGGCUCUGGUCGGGGCAAUGUCGGGGGUCGUGGAGUACGUCAUCUACGGCUGCGUCACCGAGGAUCGCGUCUUCCUCUUCUGGAUCGCUCCGGUCUCUGCCUUGCUUCUGAAUUCUUGCACAAUUGCGCAACGCUCCAUGAUGACGAAGCUCGUCGGUGGCGACGAGAUAGGCAAAGUAUCGGCCUUUCUUGGUGCCCUUGAUGGCACGAUGCCCAUUUUGACCUCUGCUGUUUACAGCGCCAUCUACCAUGCCUCAGUCAGCACUUUUCCCGCCGCUCACUUCUUCCUGGGACCCUCGGCCAGUUUUCUGAUGAUAGCUCUCUUUUGCGUGAUUAUCGUGAGUGUUAAGACGAAAGAGUAUGACGUAGAAGGAGCCAAGCCACCGAGGGAGAAAGGACCCGUCUUUGACCAGUCUUUCGUGAAGAUCUAUAGUUCACAUUACUGGCUGACUGCGAACUCCUUGGCUCUUACUGCUGUGUCAUGCCCGGAAGUUCCCCUUGUGUUUACUAACGCCGGCAGUCGGGACGCUGAUUAUAAACUUUCUCAGGUCCAGGCAAAGGAACUUCGCAGCAAAGUACAGGAAGCUUCCGCAACAGCAACGUCACCAGAAAGCACGGAAGGGUGUCGUCGUCAACAUGAAGAUGUUGGUAGUCCCAUGGCGUGUCAAAAAGAGAAUCUCAAGAAAUUAAAUACCACGUAGCUACUUUCUCAUUCGCAGUCAAAAAUUUGAAAUCCCUUUUCAAGAACAAAGAACAAAAAAUUAAUUUGAUUGUUUGUCCGGGAAUAAAACGUCACGGGGAACGGAAGCCUUUGAGAAUUGCCAAGAAGAAAAAUCUGUUUCACAAAAUCUGCGCCAUUUCCACGGUGGUAACGAUCAGAGGUAUUCGCGAGCUAACGAAGAGGAAGAAGCAAGUUCACGCCAUGAUAUUCUCGAAAACCACAGCUCCCCCGACCCCGACUCACUGCAUAAUCCAGAGGAAUCUAGGCAUGAACAGUGCCAAAUAGACGGUAGUGAUUCCCAUGGUAAUGAGUAUCAACCACAGGAACGUGACUCAGACAAACUAGGUCAUACAAACAUGUCGUUUCAAGGAGACUUAAAAUGAAUUUCACUGAUACUCAUGAGUUGACAACUAGUGAUGUUUCUUUCGAAAGCAUAUUCAAAAUCAUACCGGCCAGAACACGAACGCUUUUGAAUUCGACAAAAAGGAUUGAGACUGCAAUGACUUGCACAAAUGAGCCUUGCUAGUGCAUGAAAAAUAGUGAAACAAAUAGUGAAUGUCAUGUCUGGCAGUUACACGAUUCUCCUAAAAACCGGUUUGACAAGUUCCACUGUAAAUAAUAAAAAAGAACUGUAUUUAUUGUGCGGAGACAUGUGGUCCAUUUUUAGAAAUUUGCUCUCAUGGAUCAAGGGUUUGGGAUGCUAUAUUCUGUCUUCAUGAAAAUCUUUAAACUAUACUUAGCGUUUGCCACCAGAACAAAAUACACACAAAGUGGGAAUAACAAAUACGACACUUUUGACUUUGGGCAAAGCCACGAUUAUACUCAGGUGAAGGCAUUUGAUCGCUUUAUUCAGUAGAUCUUGCUAAACACUGAUUAUGGCAUAAUAACUCUAUGAGCACACACACAAAAAAUGUAAACACAUCGUAUUUCACAUCGAGAAGCUUUAAUACGUUGACUGAUAUUACUUCGAUGAUAACACUGAUAACACAAAGUCUCAUAAAGGACUGCGAGGGGUUAUUUAACGUUUGAUUGCUGGUUUGUCUCUUAACUUAUGUAUGUAAAUGUUUGUCUGUGGGCAAAUUUCGUUGUAUUGUACGUACUCGUAUGUGUCCGAUACUGUGAUAAAUACUUUAAAA
Macrobrachium nipponense is the source of this 3761-nucleotide messenger RNA. RefSeq names its product probable peptidoglycan muropeptide transporter SLC46. Gene Ontology annotation, cellular component: membrane. The transcript is spliced from 6 exons. The coding region runs from base 812 to 2605 and encodes 597 amino acids. NCBI's taxonomy places the organism in Eukaryota, Metazoa, Arthropoda, Malacostraca, Decapoda, Palaemonidae. Gene Ontology annotation, biological process: transmembrane transport. The record is from RefSeq and is a predicted model, not a curated record. Gene Ontology annotation, molecular function: transmembrane transporter activity.